Nerophis lumbriciformis (worm pipefish) is the source of this 3448-nucleotide messenger RNA. RefSeq names its product transmembrane protein 201 (gene tmem201). NCBI's taxonomy places the organism in Eukaryota, Metazoa, Chordata, Actinopteri, Syngnathiformes, Syngnathidae. Gene Ontology annotation, molecular function: lamin binding; actin filament binding. Gene Ontology annotation, cellular component: nuclear inner membrane. The record is from RefSeq and is a predicted model, not a curated record. Gene Ontology annotation, biological process: nuclear migration along microtubule.
GGCACAUGGGCGUAUACAUAAAGAGCUCUUACCGCGUUGUCUCCGUUGUCCUUAUUCAUUAAAUAAGCUGGAAAAAAUACUAAUCUAUUCGGUUUUUAGCCAAACUACUUAUACCGUUGCCAAAAUGGAAACGUUAAACGAUUUUGUCCAACAAUAUCCCCAAGUGCUGUGCAGCGCUACGGCGUUUGUGGCGGGUGGAGCGCUCAUCUACAAGCUUGCUAACAGGAAGAAGCCCCUGAAUGUUAAGGUCAACUGCUGGUUCUGCAACCAGGAUACUAUAGUUCCGUAUGGCAACCGGAACUGCUGGGACUGUCCGAAUUGUGACCAGUACAAUGGCUUCCAGGACAACGGGGACUACAACAAACCCAUUCCGGCCCAGUACACAGAAGAUCUGAACCAUGGCGUGUCUGGUAGUCUUCCUGCCCAAGCAUCUCCUGGUAAACUGCAAUGGGUCAACUCUAAGAUGCUCCUAUGCAGGAAGUGCAAUCACAACCAGUCAACUAAGAUCAAGCUGUUGUCUUCAUUCAUGCCAAAGGAUGACGGCAACUAUGACGAGGAGAUUGACGCAUACAAGUGUCACUUGGAGGAACACUACAAGCUGUGUAGGCCGUGUCAGGCAGCAGUGGACUACUACAUCAAGUAUCAGAAUCGCCAGCUGAGGACCGUGCUGCUCAGCAAUCAGCUUAAACGCACCCAAGAUUCUCUUAAGAGCUUUAUAAAGGGCUAUUUCUCUUCCUCUUGUCCUCUUGGGGUGGUACUCCUGCGAUGCCUUGCCACGCUCAUGUGUGCUUUCCUCCUUGCGACAUCUGUCUAUCCAUCUGCCGACCAGCCAGCCGCAUCAAGUGGAGAGCUGAAUCUUCCCAAGCCCUCCACCCACAAUGCGUCUGACAGCAGCAAUAAGAGCGAUGGAGGCCUGCUGGAGCUCCUCCAAUUGGCUCUUGUCGACUACGCCAAGAUCUUGUGGCUCUACGGACAAGCUAAUCAGAUGGUGGUCGUUUGUGUCGGUGUGUCUACGUGUCUCACCGGUGUCCUCUUGGCAGGACCUGCCAGGUUAAGGAGAAUCGACGCAGUGUCCUCUGUGCUGUGGUUCCUUGUCCUGUGUUGGUACAUGCUGGCAGAGUUUGUGGGGAUUGAUGCGUCAAGCUGGAUGGACACAACAAAGCACAUCACCACCGCCAUCUGUUGCAUCGUCAGCUUUGCUGCCGCCAUAGCAACGCGCAACCCGCUGGGUCAACGAAGAGGAAAAUACCGAAGAUACCUCUCAGGUUCUUCAGCGCGAUCCCUAAACAAUCAGCCCACUCUGCUCACUCCAGAAAUGAUACGCUCCUUCGUCCCCUCGCCUCCUCCCAACAUCUCCAAACUUGUCAACCAGCAAAAGGCUCCCCCAAAACGCAAGGACCGCCUUUGCUCCCUGCCUCGUCGUCUUAGCAGCGCCCUCUGCCUCGGCACUAUCUCCACCUUCACCAGGACAGAUUCAGGCUACUUGUUCAGUGGAAGCAAGUCAGGCUCACUCUACAAAGACUCCCCUUCCUCAGACUACUUUUCAAUGAAGUCGUGUAGUCGCCCAUCAUCGCCUGGACCCUCGCCGACUCCCUCAUUGGACGGCUCGGGCACAUCCAGCUCGAGUUCGGCCAGGCAACGUCGGCCUCUCAUUAGCCCGGCACGCUUCAACCUCAACUGCCAGAAACCACCAAAGCUCUACUCAAUCGAUACCGAGUCCACCUUCAAGUCCCCGCUGGUGUCCUCGUCGCAUUUUCUCCCUGCAGACCAGACUUCUGUUUACAGUGGACGCAUUUCACCUGACAUGUCCCUCUUCCAGAGUCAGAGUGAUUUGGCUUCGAUACGCGAAGACGGCGGCAUGAAGGCAAAAGAGAGCAGCUCCUCGGGGUCUUUAACUUGUCUGGUUGGCACGACCACGCCAGAAAACAGCGCCCCCUCUCAGAACGUGAAGACAGGUCAAGUUUGGAUGCUGCUUUUAUUCGCCAGCCUGAGCACCAAUCUGCUGUUUGCCGGCCUCUGGAUGUUUUACAGCUGAAGAUGAACUCAAAUCAACUGAUUGAUUUCUUCUCAGGGUGCCACUUGGUAAGAAAUCUCUUGCUGUUUACCGUUGGCUCCCAGCAGAUAGUCCACACCAUUAGGCAUGUUUUUAAAAACAUAGCAAGGUUUUGGUAAGUCUUUUUCUGACAUGACACAGUGGUUUUGUUACGUGUGCAAUAACAAUGUAUUAAUAAUACCUCCUUAGACUGGCUCAACCUUAAUAGUACAGUUUACAGUGACCGUGUGCAAUAUUGGUCACCAUUGGGUUACCGCUCAUUUAUAUUUUGAAAUGUUUGCCAAAGACGUUCUGCAUAUUUGAUGAUGUUUAUGCAUUAUUGGUUUUUGCCUGUGCUGUUAUGUAGUGAACAUGCAAGGGUGCAAAACAGUUCAAGUCUACAAACCUUUUGUGUGUAUUUACAUGAUGUACAUUUUCAUGAGAACAAUUAGUGAGGUUUUUUUUUUUAGUCAUUUUAAAAAAUGAGUGCGAGUAAAAUACUACUCCUGAACAAAUACUGGUUUUGAAAUGGUCACUUGCACUUGAUUGUGUUUUUUUUUACUUGAAAGUUAUCUUAAAUGAGACUGAAAUGAAUGCAAAAUAAUGCUUAUUCAGCACUGUUGCAGCUUUUAAAAGGUGUCUACACAUAAAAUUAUUGUGUGUAUUCUUUCUCCCAGGAGAACACUUGAUUAUGUUUAAUGUCAUUUAUAUAGAAAAAUGUAAGGUAACUUUUUCUGAAAAUAACAUUUUAUUGGUGAGUUCAAUAUAAUAAUUUAUUUUGUUGUUUAAAUUAGUGGUCCCCAACCACCGGGCCGCGGCCCGAUCCCGGUCCGUGGAUCGAUUGGUACCGGGCCGCACAAGAAAUUUAAAAAAAUAAAAAUAAAAAUAUUUUAUUUUAUUUUAUUUUUAUUAUUAUUAAAUUAACAUAAAAAACACAAGAUACACUUACAAUUAGUGCACCAACCCAAAAAACCUCCCUCCCCCAUUUACACUCAUUUACACUUUUUCGCACAAAAGGGUUGUUUCUUUCUGUUAUCAAUAUUUCUGAUUCCUAUAUUUCAUAUAAAUAUAGAUCAAUACAGUCUGCAGGGAUACAGUCCAUAAGCACACAUGAUUGUAUUUUUUUAUGACAAAAAAAAAACAUCCGUCCCCCCCGGUCCGUGGGACAAAUUUUCAAGCGUUGACUGGUCCGCAGUUACAAAAAUGUUGGGGACCACUGGUUUAAAGCAUAUUUUGAAGUGCUGUGUUUCUUGUAGACUUAUUUUGUUUCCUCAAAUGAAGAAGGCUCUGGGAUCAUGUGCUUGUGUUAUAAAAAUGUUUCGUCAAUGUGUGCAAUGCAAAAUGUGCUCUAGUUUGUGUAACUGAUCCUGGAUCCACACUUUUGUUUUGAUAAUAAAAUAUAUUUUUGUAUUUGUA